This is a messenger RNA of Pedinophyceae sp. YPF-701, 2871 nucleotides long. The record is from the annotation of a GenBank genome assembly. NCBI's taxonomy places the organism in Eukaryota, Viridiplantae, Chlorophyta, Pedinophyceae.
AUGCCCCGUGGCCUACGCACGUGUACAUUCGUAUUGUCGCGUGGUCUGGACUCGAUAGGAUCUCCUGAAAGCAGGCAGGCGGUCGGUUCGCUCUUGCGCAACACGGCCUGCCGCGUGGCGUCUUUGCGUGGCACCCCGGGCCUUUCCCCGGGUGAACGUUCUGCGCACUGCAGCAGCUUGCUAGGGCAAUCACGGUCGCUGCAUUCCCUGGGCGAAGGCGGUGGCCUUGGCAGCAGGCGCUUCUUCUUUGUGUCGCGCGCGGCGCCGCCCCCGCGCUGGCUAGCGGACAGCGACAGGCACAGCGGCGCGCUUCCUUGUGUAGAGGAGAGCGAUAUGGGGAAACGGGGCAAGAAAUCCCGCGAGCCGCGCGACGCUUCGGGCCGGCUGCACACCAGCGCGCACCUCCAGGUGCUCGGGCUGGGCACCGACGUCGGCGCCGGGGCGGCUCCGAGCGUCUUGCUCUUCUUCGAUAGAGCCCGCUUCAUCUUCAACGCCGGGGAAGGGUUCCAGCGGUUCUGCGCGGAGCACCGCAUCAAGAUCACCCGCGUUGCUGGCGUCCUCGCGACGCGCAGCACCGCCGACGCCAUCGGCGGUCUCCCGGGCCUGGUCCUGAUGGGCAGCGACGUGAUAAGGCAGGGCGGCGACAUCACGGCCGGGCCGGUCUCCCAGGACGGCAGGAGCAAGCUCAGCGUCCUGGGACCGCGGCGACUGGUGGCGCACCUCGAGGCCGUGCGCGGGAUGCUGCAGAGCCGUUCGCUGCAGGUCGAGGCGUCGGAUAUCGAGCCGGAGGUGGGCAGGGGCGAGUGCGAAGCGCCCGCGGGAACGCUGGCGGAGAACCUCAUCGAGAAUGAGUUCAUGACGGUAGACGCAGUGCUGGUGCAUCCACGGGCGGCCGGGGACGCGGAAGCCAAACGGGGCGCGCCCGAUGACGCAGCGGAGCGUCCCGCAAAGCGCCCCCGCACGGAUUUCCCGAGAGAAGGCCGGGCGUCAUUCCAGGAUCUGGAGGAGAUGCACGGGAACUACAACCCUACGCCAGCGGUGUGCUACGUUUGCAAGCUGCGGCCUGCGCCCGGGAAGUUCCUCACACAGCGCGCCGUCGAGCUUGGCGUGCCCGCGGGCCCCGAGCGCGCGUUGCUUGUCAAGGGGGAGUCGAUCACGCUGGCGGACGGCCGCGUGAUUGCGCCAGCAGACUGCAUGACGCCUGACGUCCAGGGCCCGGUCGCCAUGAUCGUCGACUGCCCUUCCGUCGACCACGUCGACUCUCUCGUCUCCGCGCCAGCCUGGGAGCCGUACAUCCAGCAGCAGGAGGGCGGAACGGCUGCCGAGCAGACGACGACCACUUCCAACGGCGGCCCCGUCGUCGAUCGCGUGGCCAGCGUGGUGCACAUCGCGCCCCCGCACGUCGUCGCGGACGCACGCUACGCUGCGUGGGCCGCGCGGCUCGCCCCGAAGGCCAAGCACAUCUACGCCAACGCCUCCGCCACGCGCGGCGCGCCCGUCCACGCGGUCAGCGCGAGGAUCAGCGCGCAGCUGUGCGAGCUCAGACCCCAGGUAUUCCACAAGCAGCGGCACUACGAGGGCGCUCCCCCAGCGACCGGCAGCGGCGACCGCCCGGGCCACUUUCCUGGCUUCAACCUGCGCCGCGUGCACUUGAAGCCCGCCGAGAGGGUCGGCGAGAUCGACGACGCCGACGUGGCCGACGACGACAAAAACAUCGUGCAGCCGUGCUCGCCGGACCGCGUGCCGCCGGAGGACGUCCCCCGCGACGACCAAGUCCCCCAGGGUCUCGAGCCACUCCCCCCCGCCCUGGCGCGCCUCGGGCGCCAGGAGCUCGAGGUGACGCUGCUGGGGACGGGCGCCGCGCUGCCGAGCGCGCACCGCAACGUGACGUCGAUCCUCGUGGACCGCUUCGAGCGCGGGUGUCUGCUGCUGGACUGCGGGGAGGACACCACCGGGCAGCUGAUGCGGCGGUUCGGGGCGCGGCGCACCUAUGAGCUCCUGCGGAACCUCAAGUGCAUCUGGAUCUCCCACAUCCACGCCGACCACCACCUCGGCAUCGCAGGGCUGCUGCAGGCGCGUGCUCGGGCCCUGGGCCCAGAGGCGGAGUCGGCACCGCUGCUGCCGGUCGUCGCCCCGCCCGCCCUGCGCGGCUUCAUGCGCGGGUACGCACGGGCGGGCCCCUGCGGCAUCAUGUUCGUCCCGCAGAAGUCCCUCGAAGUCCGCCCGCAACCCGACGCCGACGUCGAGGCCAUGUCGGGCCAAGAGGGUUGGGACGCCACCGGGGGGGUCGCCCUGGACGGCGGGCAGGGGAGGUUCUCCUCCGGGGGCGUGGUGCACUCGCGCGAGGUGUGCGUUCCGGACGUGAUCCGCGAGGUGAUGGCGCAGCUGGAGCUGCGGCGGCUGGACAGCGUCCGGGUGCUGCACUGCGCACAUGCUUUCGCGGCGGUCAUCGAGGGGAACGCGGGGUGGAAGUUCGUGUUCUCCGGAGACACAGGGUACCCGUGUGACCAGCUGGCGGCGGCCGCGCGGGGCGCGACGCUUUUGGUGCACGAGGCGACUUUCGAGGACGAGCUGGUCGACGAGGCGCGCUUCAAGCGGCACUCGACGUUCGGGGAUGCGCUGGGGUGCGCGGCGGCGGCCAACGCGUACCGCGUCCUGCUCACGCACUUCUCGCAGCGGUACCCGAAGAUGCCGCAGGUGCACGGCCAGCUCGAGGGCCGCGUGUGCGCGGCGUACGACCUCAUGUCAGUCAACCUGCAGGACCUUCCCGCGCUGCCGUCGUUGCUGCCCGGCCUGCUCGAGGUCAUAGGAACGGCUUCGAACGACGAUGAGGACCGCAUACCCACGGCGAUGAUGUCCCUGGGCGAGUGA